Ooceraea biroi (clonal raider ant) is the source of this 1511-nucleotide messenger RNA. RefSeq names its product pleckstrin homology domain-containing family J member 1. Gene Ontology annotation, cellular component: recycling endosome; early endosome; trans-Golgi network. The record is from RefSeq and is a predicted model, not a curated record. Lineage: Eukaryota; Metazoa; Arthropoda; Insecta; Hymenoptera; Formicidae. Gene Ontology annotation, biological process: retrograde transport, endosome to Golgi; receptor recycling; endosome organization.
GACCGUGGACAACGUGAUGGAGCAAUAUACGGCGACUCAAUGACAAGAUACAAGAUAUCUUGCGGUGAUAUCGAUUAUUCCGCCAAUUAACCGACGUAAAGACAAAUCGGCCCUUUGGAGAAACGAAGAUGUGAGGCAGCGUCAAUGUCGAUCAACGGGUGGAACGAGAGUGCGCUCGCCACCGCCUCGUCCUAAUCCCGUCAAUCGUGAUUACGUGAUUAACGUGAAUAAAGAAUCGAGGAACGGAGUGCAUCGUCAUGGCGACACACGGUUUGCGAGGUCUGCACCUUUGACUCCGGUAUGAGGUUCAACGACAAGGAGCUCGCGGAGGUGAGCUUUGGGCCCGCGGAUCUCGAGGGACGUCUAAAUCACAAGCGGGCCCACAAGUCAGUGUUUAAAGAGAAGUGGUUCAAGUUAAGGUACAAUCUGCUGUUUUAUUUCAACAUCAACGACCUCGGCCACAUUGACAGGAGGCAGCCGGCUGGCGUCAUCAUCUUAGAGAAUUACAGCAUUAAUAUCGAUACAUCGUCCGAAGGAGCGUUUGCCUUCAGUAUCUCGUUUCGUGACGAGCACGAGAAGCGUCAUGUACUGAGCGGCCGAUCGGAGUCUCAGGUAGAACAGUGGGUCAGUGCGCUUAGGCAGGCGAGCUACGAACACUGGAGGUCUCGUUUGAUCACGCUACAAGAGAGAUUGUGCAAGAAAACCGGUAAAGAUCCAUUGCUCAUGUAUCCCAGGAAUCAGGGUGUCGUACGAGACGAGAGCUGGGAGCCAGCUUCCAGCUUCAGGUCUCACGUACGCUCGUUCGUCGACGCGUCGUCGUCUGCGUCAAACGCGACAACGAGGGAGGCUAAUCUCAUAGAACUGUAAAAUAUAGGAAACCAAUUAUUUUAUAGACAUAAUUAAUUGAGCGCACUCUCCGCGAACCGUGAUCGAGGAACGAUCGUUUUCUACGUGAUGUAGGCGGGCGACAGCGGAAUGCAAACCUUGCCACUUUGAACGAACGUGUUAUAGAAUUGGUAGAUAAUCGUCAAACCAUCCAAUCCAUGAGACAUGCGAUCCAAAGAAAAAUUAGAAAUAUCCCAAAUAUCAAAUAAGGACAAUUGUUUGCUAUUAUAUGCAGAUAUAUUUUGUUAUAUGCAAUGAUGUCUGCGAAAUAGUAUACGAAAGUAUAAUACAAAAGUGCUAAUCUAAACGAUGUACGAGGGGAUGUAAAUAAUUUUGGUAAAAUUAAUCAUAUAGCGCUACCACGUGCUUAAUGUUUGUACGCUUAAAUAUUCCUGUUAUCCAGUGGCAAAUAAUCAUGGCUAUAUAUUCAUUUCUCAUCUACCAUUUCUACCUCUGUACAAAUUUCAUUAGCAAUAAGUAUCGAAUUGUAAAAUACUCAGUUUUAUUUGUAAAAGAUUGGUACGUGUGCUCCCAAUCCUAUAAUAUACCAGCUUGUAUACAAAUAUGAAUUAAAAUGAAACAAGAGAUAGUACACGAUGAAGAAAUAAAGAUAUUUUUCUAAUUUC